CCGUCCAAAAGAAAAACUCUCACAUCUCUUCCAUCUCGACCCCUUUAAAUCGAUUUCCAUUUCCAUUUCCAUUUCCACCAUUUUUUUCCCAUUAAGGAAAGAACUCUCUCUCUCUUCUUCUUUCUCACUCUCUCUCUCUGAGUACGCACACAAAAACAUUGCCCGAACCCCAACUCCCCACAGCAUAGGACUUCGUUCCCUCAACCACUCUCUCUCUCUCUCUCUCUCUCUCUCUCUCACAUUGGAUCUGCGUUCCAACCCCAAAACCCACACCUUUCCUUGUCCGAUCCCGCCGAAUUCCCCAAGAAUCGCGAAGAUCGAACCGAAACGCCGCCGUUUCACACGCGGACAGAGAUAAGAGUCGGCCAUUCGGAUCCAAUUCAUCCCCCGGGCAUUUCUCCAUUGAAAUGGGAAAUGCCCGCGAGGUUUAUUAGCCGCUAAACGAUGAGAAAAACCGACGACGACGACGAAAACAAGAAGAACAACGCCGACGACGACAACGACUGCUUCUACGAGUCCCUCGACCGCAUCGUCUCCUCCUCCUGCUCCUGCUCCAAUUCCAACUCCGACAACGACGACAACGACGCCGUUUCCUGUGCCUCCCCCAAUUAUGGGUCGGUCCCCAAAUUCCCGACCGCCGUCUCGUCCUCCAACAAGUACGAUGUCUGGAUCUCCGAGCCCUCCUCCGUCUCCGAGCGCCGCUCCAGCCUCCUCCGCCAGUUGGGCCUCAGCAACGACCCCUCCUUAUCUCGAACCAGGCCCACCACCCGGGAUUUCGAAUUAGGCGGUGAUUUCGGCCGAUCGGCGUCGUCCGAUCGCCUGACCAAUCUUCCCGCCGCCUCCGCCAUCGUUCGAUCGAAAUCAGACGGGAAUGAUCGUCAGUGUGAUGUUUUGCCCUCUACGUCUUCUGUUUGUUCUCCUCCAAUUCUUUCAAUUCAUUCUUCUUCGGUUUCUCUUGUAAAUAACAAUGAUAGUAAUAGUUGUAUUGGCGAUCAAGUUCUUGUUAAGUCGCGGAGCGGUAAUGGCAAUGGAGGAUCAAAAUCUCCGGUUGCUAGUGCUGCCGCUCCACCGAAUAAGCCGCCCAUUGGGAAGAGUAGUUCCAAAAGGGCGGACGAGAUUCGUGACGAUUCGAAUGGUGAUUUUGAUAGUAAUGUAGGUGGUGGUGGGGAGGUUGAGGCGGCUUUGGAUUGUAAUGGUGUUGGGAAGGAAAGUGAGAAAGUUUGCUUGAUUAAGAACCUUGACAAUGGGAAGGAGUUUGUGGUGAAUGAGAUUAGGGAAGAUGGGAUGUGGAACAAACUUAAGGAAGUGGAGACUGGGAAGCAGUUGACCAUGGAGGAGUUUGAGAUGAGUGUUGGGCACUCACCGAUUGUUCAAGAAUUGAUGCGGCGGCAGAAUGUGGAGGAUGGGAAUACGGAUAACUUGGAUUUGAAUGCGAAUGGGGUUGGUGGAGGCGGGGUGAAGAUGAAGAAGAAGGGGGGUUGGUUCAAGAGUAUAAGGACUGUGGCGAGCUCGGUGACAGGUCAUAAGGAGAGACGGAGCAGUGACGAGAGGGAUACCUCAUCGGAGAAGGGUGGGAGGAGGUCGAGCUCUGCCACGGAUGAUAGCCAGGAUGUUUCGUUUCAUGGGCCGGAAAGAGUGAAGGUUAGGCAGUAUGGAAAAUCAUGUAAAGAGCUCACGGCGCUCUACAAGAGCCAGGAGAUACAGGCCCACAAUGGGUCUAUAUGGAGCAUUAAGUUUAGUUUGGACGGGAAGUAUCUUGCUAGUGCUGGUGAAGAUGGUGAUAUUCACGUUUGGCAGGUUGUGGAGUCUGAGAGAAAAGGGGAUCUGUUGAUGGAGAAAACAGAUGAUGUGAAUUUGAAUUUGUUGUUUAUUGCCAAUGGGUCGCCAGAACCAACUUCCUUGUCUCCAAGUAUGGACAAUCAUCCAGAAAAGAAGAAAAGGGGGAGGUCAUCUAUAAGCCGAAAAUCAUUGAGCUUGGAUAAUGUCGUGGUGCCCGAGACUGUGUUUUCGCUUUCAGAAAAAUCCAUCUGUUCAUUUGAAGGACACCGUGCUGAUGUGCUCGAUCUCUCAUGGUCCAAGUCUCAGCACUUGCUCUCAUCUUCAAUGGACAAAACAGUGCGGCUGUGGCACUUGCCUAGCAAGUCUUGUUUGAAAGUUUUUUCACACAGUGAUUAUGUAACUUGCAUCCAGUUUAAUCCUGUUGAUGAUAGAUUUUUCAUCAGUGGAUCCCUGGAUACUAAGGUUCGGAUAUGGAGCAUUCCUGAUCGUCAAGUUGUUGAUUGGAAUGAUGUACGCGAGAUGGUCACUGCUGCUUGCUAUACACCAGAUGGUCAGGGUGCACUAGUUGGUUCAUACAAGGGUAGUUGCCGUUUGUACAAUACAUCUGAAAAUAAAUUGCAACAAAAAAAUCAAAUCAAUCUGCAGAAUAAGAAGAAGAAAUCUCAUCACAAGAAAAUCACUGGUUUCCAGUUUGCUCCAGGAAGUUCAUCAGAAGUUCUCAUCACUUCUGCAGAUUCACGAAUUCGAGUUGUUGACAGUAUUGAUCUAGUUCACAAGUUUAAAGGGUUUCGUAACACAAACAGCCAAAUAUCAGCCUCUCUAACAGCAAAUGGAAAAUAUGUUGUAUCUGCCAGUGAGGAUUCUAAUGUGUAUGUGUGGAAACAUGAAGCUGAUUCUCGGCCUAGUAGAACCAAAGGUGUCACUGUUACACACUCUUAUGAAGUUUUCCACUGCCAAGAUGUAACUGUCGCUAUCCCUUGGCCCGGCAUGGGCGACUCUUGGGGAUUACAGGAUGCGUACUGUGAGGAACAAAACGGGCUUGACAAGAAUCUUGAUGAGGUCUCCACAGCCAAUUAUCCUCCUACACCUGUUGAGGAUAUUAACGGGGGUUCACAAUCUGCAUCCGGCUUCUCAAAUAGUCCUCUUCAUGGAACCAUUUCUAGUGCAUCAAAUGGGUACUUUUUUGAUAGAAUAUCGGCGACAUGGCCGGAGGAAAAACUAAUAGCUACCAGGAACAGGAGCAGCCCUAGGGUCAGUGUGGAUUUCUCCAAUGGUCUAAACGAAAACAUGCCAGCCUGGGGUCUGGUGAUUGUAACUGCUGGCCGUCGAGGAGAAAUUAGAACUUUCCAAAAUUUUGGGUUGCCUGUUCGAAUUUAAGGGGCCAAACCUCAGCCUUGAGCUACAACAAAGGCAGUACGGUCCACUUCUCUCAUUAUAUGGCAAAAUUUGUACAGAGAAUUGGGUGAGAUUUGCAAUAUUAGCGGAGUUCCAUUUCUUGUGCUUUUGCUAGCCGGAUGAGUGCAGAUGGGGGAGCCAAUCCGGCUGAGCAUUUCCAAAAAAAAAAGAAUAGAUUUGUUAAAAAGGGUAAAAAAAAAUAUAUAUAUUUACACCAUGAAUCUAGAAAACCGAUGGAUUUGUGCAAUCGGGAAUUGUAGAGUUAUGAGCAUGGAAAAAGCUUAUUGAAUUAAAAAAAUGAAAAUUCUUUACGAUUCAUUCUUA
Molecule: messenger RNA, 3498 nt
Organism: Alnus glutinosa
Lineage: Eukaryota; Viridiplantae; Streptophyta; Magnoliopsida; Fagales; Betulaceae
Exons: 7
Coding region: 445-3156 (903 amino acids)
Molecular function (GO): protein binding
Source: RefSeq, a predicted model, not a curated record